This is a messenger RNA of Microplitis demolitor, 3416 nucleotides long. RefSeq names its product endoplasmic reticulum aminopeptidase 2. Gene Ontology annotation, molecular function: zinc ion binding; peptide binding; metalloaminopeptidase activity. Lineage: Eukaryota; Metazoa; Arthropoda; Insecta; Hymenoptera; Braconidae. The coding region runs from base 295 to 3300 and encodes 1001 amino acids. Gene Ontology annotation, biological process: proteolysis; peptide catabolic process. Gene Ontology annotation, cellular component: cytoplasm. The record is from RefSeq and is a predicted model, not a curated record. The transcript has 12 exons.
UAUAUAUAGAUAUAUAUAAAUAUAUAAAAAAUAUUUUUUUGAGAAUUUAUUAUAAAUAUUUUUAAAGCCAUAUCAAUUUAUAUCAGAGAAAAAAACUAGAAGAAAAUAAAACAGAUAAUUGGGACCAAAGAGAUAAAAAAAUCUGUGAUUUAUUUACUACGUGCCAAAGAAUAUUUUUAAACCAACUGAAUCUCAGGAUUAAUUUUAUUUAUAAUUAGUUAAUUGAUUAGUUUAUUGAAUCUGUAGUUUAUUUUAAUACCAAAAGAUAUUUAAGUUGAGAGAAAUUUUAAAAAAAUGCCUGGACAUUCAACGAGAACGAGCAGCGAGGCCAUAAGACUGGAGCCAAUUGGACGAACGUCCAGUUCUCGAAGUCCGGGACAAAAUGGUACUGCCAAUACAGAUAUUCCAGAAAUUUCAGGUGACAGUAAUACUGGAUUACAUAAACGGAGUAUUUAUGAACACAAUGGUGUCGCAGUAUGCUCGCAGAAGCGUGCAUUAUGCAUUGCGACAAUCGUUUUCGCGACACUAUUCGCCAUAUCACUUAUUAUCGCAUUCGCGGGACCACAAAAUGACUGCCCAUGUGCUGGUGAAAGACCAGAUAAUUUAGGUAUGGAUGAUGAUUAUGAAACGUCAGAACCUCUAGCAACCAAUGGAGAGAUUUUUCCAUGGGAUAACGUUAGAUUGCCAUCAUUUGCACAUCCAACUCGAUAUAAUAUUACAAUACAUCCUAAUCUUACGACUCUAGAAGUCAAAGGACAAGUAACCAUUGAAUUCUACGUUGACAAAGAGACCAAUUUUGUUGUCUUCCAUUGUAAAAAUUUGACAAUAACCGAAAAGAUGGUUCAAAAUCGUAAGGGACACGAUAUGAAGAUAAGUAAAUUAUUAGAGUACCCAAAACACCAGCAAUUGUAUUUAGAACUCGAAGAAACAAAAUUUCGAAAAAGAGGAAAUUAUUCAAUUCAUUUACGAUUUGUGUCGCAAUUGACAAGCGAGUUGGAAGGAUUUUACUUGAGUACUUACACCACUGCUGAUGGUGACAAAAGAUACUUGGCAACGACGCACUUCGAGCCGACGUACGCCCGGUCAGCAUUUCCGUGCUUUGACGAGCCUCAAUUCAAAGCCAAGUUCCGAGUCUCAAUUUUCCGCGACCGGUUUCAUAUCGCGCUCUGCAACAUGCCGAUAAUGAACACCGAGGACGCGGGUUUCUACAUGGGCCGCGGACUCCUAAGAGAUGACUUUGAAGAAUCCGUUGAGAUGUCAACUUACUUAGUGGCCUUCGUAGUCUGCGAUUUCAAACGAAUUUCGCAAUUAACCAGCCGUAAUGUCUCUGUGAGCGUUUAUGCAUCCGAAUCUAUGUUACCACAGGCUACUUAUGCUCUUGAGACAGCGGUCAAGGUCAUGGAUUACUUUGAAGAUUUCUUUGGUGUUCAUUAUCCUUUACCUAAGCAAGAUUUGAUUGCAAUACCGGAUUUUGCUGCUGGUGCAAUGGAAAACUGGGGCCUUAUAACAUACAGAGAGGCUUCAAUCCUUUAUGACCCUCAGGAAACAUCAACAGUUGCCCAUGAAUGGGUGGCAGUGGUAAUAGCCCACGAGCUUGCGCACCAAUGGUUCGGAAAUCUAGUCACCAUGAAAUGGUGGAAUGACCUUUGGCUAAAUGAGGGCGCUGCCAGUUUCUUUGAAUACAAGGGAGUGAAUCACGUGUCCCCGCAUUGGAAUAUGAUGGACCAGUUUGUGCUGGACAAGACCCAGUCGGGACUGAGCCUAGAUGGGCUGGCAACCAGUCACCCAAUCAGCGUCCCCGUUAAAGAUCCCUCGGAAAUUGAGGCCAUUUUCGACACGAUAAGUUACAACAAGGGCGCCUCUAUUCUUAAUAUGCUAGAGGGUUUUCUGGGCGAAGAUAUUUUCAGGCGUGGGUUGAAUGAGUACUUGAAUGUCCACGCUUAUGGCAGCGCUGACACCAAUGACCUUUGGUCCGUGUUCACAAAACACGCGAACCGUACCUUUGAUGUCAAAGCGAUCAUGGACACUUGGACUCAGCAGACAGGGUUUCCAUUGGUUACUAUUAAAAGAGAGGGUAAAGUUGUCACUGCAUCGCAGAAAAGGUUUAUGCUGACACCCGCGGACAAUGAAACAGAAGUUCCCCCUCCCAAGGGAUUUAACUACAAGUGGUACGUUCCGCUUAGUUAUUAUGUUGACAAGGAACCGGAAAUGGUCUACAAUGUCUGGAUGAACAUGUCUGAUGUAACUUUUGAAAUUCCUGAAAAUACAAGUUACAUAAAAUGUAACGUAAACCAAUCAGGCUUUUACCGAGUUACUUACCCCGACGAAAUGUGGAAUGCGAUAAUUGAUACCCUGAUGACUAAGCCCUGGCAAUUUAGCCCAAUCGACCGGGCAAAUUUAAUCGACGACGCAUUCACGCUCUGCGACGCGGGAGAAAUUAAUGCGACAAUUCCAUUAAGACUGUCGCUGUAUUUGCUAAAAGAAAAAGAUUACGCCCCCUGGGCAACUGCUCUGAGUUACUUGCACUCGUGGAAAGAGAAAUUGGGCGAAAGCUCAGGGUACAAGAGGUACAUAAUUUUUUUGAAAAAAUUGCUCGCGCCGAUUACGCAGACCGUGGGCUGGGAAGAUGACGGCGAUCAUCUGACAAAAUGGCUGAGAAUAGCAGUACUGCAAGCAGCAGUCGAGCUUAAAUUAGAAGAAGUAGUAAAGCCGGCUAAGAAUCUUUUCGAGGAUUGGAUGCUACGCAGCAAGCGAAUUGUGCCAAAUAUCCGUGACGUUGUUUAUAUCGCGGGAGUACGUUUCGGUGGAGAAACCGAGUGGAAUUACUGUUGGGAAACGUUUAAAAAAACCCAAGUGCCCAGCGAGAAGCGGCUGAUGCUACAAGCACUGGGCGCUUCGACGGACCCAUGGCUACUGCAGCGCUAUCUGCUGAAAACCCUCGACAGAGAGAAUAUCAAGUCCCAAGAUGUCGAGGCUGUUAUUUCGGCAGUGGCGAGAAAUCCCGAGGGCCAAUCGCUGGCCUGGAGACAUCUCAAAGCCUAUUGGCCACAGUUCCAUGCUCUCUUCGGUAAUGGGUCGCUUACCAUGGGAACGCUUAUAUCGACGGUUACUUCGCAGUUUUUUACGGAAUACGACUACCAAGAGGUAACCCAAUUUUUCAGUGACGUAGAUGUCGGCAGUGGGCAGCGAGCUCUUGAACAAAGUCUCGAAACGAUAAGAUUUAACAUCCGUUGGGUUAAAGAAAAUGCCGAUACGAUAGACCAAUGGCUUAUUGAUUAUCUUACCGAUCAUGCCGGUUAAUUUAUUCAAUAAUUAUUAUUAUUUUGAUAAUAAUAACAAUAACAAUCAUGAAUAAUUAAAAGCAUACAAUAAUUAUCGAUAAAAAAUAAUAAAUAAAUUAAACGUACAAUUUAUAC